Daktulosphaira vitifoliae (grape phylloxera) is the source of this 1092-nucleotide messenger RNA. RefSeq lists its product as uncharacterized. Lineage: Eukaryota; Metazoa; Arthropoda; Insecta; Hemiptera; Phylloxeridae. The transcript is spliced from 4 exons. The coding region runs from base 436 to 1086 and encodes 216 amino acids. The record is from RefSeq and is a predicted model, not a curated record.
AUCUGUUUACAAAAUAUUAUUCAUAUUCAUACUCAUACACAAUCAGCGAAUUUCGGAAUUGUAAACCCCCCAAAAUCGAAAUGCUACCGGUGUGGAAUAGUGAGCCAUAUAGCCCGGGACUGUAAAAAUCCAAAACGAAAACAACAUUCCAGGAUCAAUGAUUUUUUGUGUGAUACAUUGUACUAUUAUUGUGCUGAUAAUCCUCCCCAACGAAAUUUGGAAUUGUCGUGCUUAAAUCAAAAACUUAAUGAUAAUAUUGAACAUGGUACAAAACUUCAAAAAAAGAAAACAUUUUUUUCAAAAAUAUAUAGUUUUAUUAAUGACGAAAUAGAAAAAUACGAACGUCCAGAUUCGUUUCUGUCUUUUUUAAGAAGCGAGUAUAGUGAAAAAGAUAGUGUGUCGAUUGGUACUAAUUUCAAGUACGAUAGUUAUUUUAUGCCAGCUAUCCCUGUGUAUAAUAUAAGUGCAAUUCAAAAGUAUAAUUCUGAAAUAUCAGAUAGUACACAUAAGAUAACUAUAUCUGAAAUAGGUAGUACACUAAAUUUGAAAUCUGAUUUUGUUGAAGAUCCGUCUACAUUUUUUCUAAAAGAAAAAAGUCCUACUAUAUUGACCAAAUCAUUGGCUAUAAAUUCAUCAUCAUCAUCAGAAGACUCUAAUACUUCCGAUAUUGAAAAUGUAAAAUCCAUAAAAAAAAAGUAUACAACUUUAUACAAGAAAGAACCAUGGAUUACAAAACGUUUAUAUGAUUUUUUGAUACGUAAAUUAGAAAAAAAAUAUAACAUAUAUUCAGUGAAGUAUGCUGAAAAGUUUUUAAUAUAUUUAUCAUCGAUUUUGAAAGCUAUGCGAUCUGAUGAAGAUGCAAAUUUACAAAUGUACACUGAUAUGAUCAGACAUUACAUGGCAAAACAUCAUAUCAUUGUAAAUAAUUUUGAUUAUUUUGAAUUCAUUACUGAUUACAUUCCAAAACCAUUUUAUAGCAAAUUAUUACCUACUUGGGAUUUAACCAUUUCUCCAGUUUUAUUUGAUCCGAGAAAAGUAUAUGAUCCUAUUAUGGAAGAUGAUGAAUUUUUAAAUCAAUUUUAUUAAUUUAAU